AUGUAUCAAAAUUGUGGUAAGGGAGCCAAAAAGGUAAAUGAACCAACCAAUGAUGGAAAAGAAGAUGAAAGUGGAGAAACAAAAGAUAAAGAACCAUCUUAUGUGCCUCUGCCACCAUACAAACCACUUAUCCCUUAUCCCCAAAGACUUGUUAAGUCCAAAAAUAAAGGGCAAUUCAAGAAAUUCGUAGAACUUCUGAAGCAACUUAAUAUCACUAUACCAUUCAUAGAAGCCAUUAUGCAAAUGCCUUCAUAUGCUAAAAUUCUUAAAGAAAUCUUAUCCAACAAGAAAAAGCUUGAGGAUAACAAAAUUGUUAUGCUUACUGCCGAGUGUAUCGCUAUUAUUCAAAACAAUAUGCCUCCUAAACUGAAAGAUCCGGGUAGUUUUUCCAUACCAUGUGUAAUCAGAAAGUUUAUCAUAGACAAAGCUCUAUGCGAUUUAAGAGCCAUUGUUGGUUUAAUGCCCUUAUCCACAUGCGAAAAACUCAAUCUAGGAAAAUUAAGACCAACAAAGAUGUCUCUACAACUAGCUGACCGUUAUGUCAAAUUUCCAAUAGGACUCCCACAUCCCUAUUAUUUUAGGAAGGCCCUUUUAGCCACAGUCGAAGCCAUUAUAGAUGUGAAGAAAGGAAGGCUAACAUUCGAAGUUGGAGAAGAAAAAGUUGAAUUUCUCUUAGCUAAAUUCCUACAAGCAGCAACUUUAGAUGCUUCAUGUUGUUUAUUAGACGUCAUCGACGAAUGUGUGGAAGAAAUGGAGAAGGAACCAUAUAAGUAUACUAAAGUACUGAAGAUUCCAACACCUCUUAUAUCCGAAGACGAUAAUUGGCGUGAGCCAUACGUAGAUGACAGUCUGAGAGAAUGUUUAGCACUAACACCAAAUCCAAUGCCAUGCCCAGAGAAACCUUCAAUAGAACUAAAAACACUACCCAAAGAUCUAAGGUAUGAAUUCCUAGAUACCGAGCUUGAAAGACCAAUUAUAGUCAACGCUGACUUAGGACAGAUAGAAAGCGAAAAGUUACUCCAUGUCUUAAGAAAAUAUCCAACAACUUUAUGA
Molecule: messenger RNA, 1053 nt
Organism: Lathyrus oleraceus (garden pea)
Lineage: Eukaryota; Viridiplantae; Streptophyta; Magnoliopsida; Fabales; Fabaceae
Exons: 2
Coding region: 1-1053 (350 amino acids)
Source: RefSeq, a predicted model, not a curated record